Molecule: messenger RNA, 1608 nt
Organism: Aspergillus thermomutatus
Lineage: Eukaryota; Fungi; Ascomycota; Eurotiomycetes; Eurotiales; Aspergillaceae
Gene: alg3
Product: dolichyl-P-Man:Man(5)GlcNAc(2)-PP-dolichol alpha-1,3-mannosyltransferase
Exons: 4
Coding region: 1-1608 (535 amino acids)
Cellular component (GO): endoplasmic reticulum
Molecular function (GO): dol-P-Man:Man(5)GlcNAc(2)-PP-Dol alpha-1,3-mannosyltransferase activity
Source: RefSeq, a predicted model, not a curated record
AUGCCGCCUCAUCUACAUCCGCGGUCACGAUCGACCAUGUCGCUCUUUGCGGCGACGCUCCUCGCAUCGCUCUUUGUUGUUGGCAUGCCGCACCUCUUCCCAUGCCCCGCUCCACGUCGUACGCUGGCCGAUUCCGAAAUGAUGAUGACCGCCGAUGGACAACAGAUACAAAGAGUUCGAAGGAAGAGGAGGAAGGACCCAAACAUGCUCGAGCAAGAUGUGACUUCGGCAAGGCCCCAGUCUUCGGAUGAGGAGGUGUCGACAUUCUUACAAAUGGAAGAGGAAGCAGAACGUCUGGCCAAUGCAGGGAGGGAAUGUCCUGUUCCUAAGCCCAAGGGUAUUCUGGGGCAGCUAUACCAUCAUAUCAUUAUGAUGGACUUGAAGCACAUGCUGCGCGAUCUUUGUAUGAACCCUAGACAUACAAGAUGGGUUGCUCGUCUGCUUAUUCUGGGCGAUGCUGUCCUUUGCGCGCUAAUCAUCUGGAAGGUCCCAUAUACUGAGAUCGAUUGGACGACCUACAUGCAGCAAAUCUCACUCUAUGUCUCCGGCCAGCGCGACUACACCUUGAUCAAAGGGUCUACGGGGCCUCUGGUGUAUCCCGCCGCCCACGUGUACAUCUACAACAUCCUUUACCACCUCACGGAUGAAGGCCGAGAUAUCUUCCUCGGACAAAUUCUGUUCGCCAUUCUAUAUCUCGCUACAUUGACCGUCGCGAUGACCUGUUACAGACAGGCCGGAGCCCCUCCAUAUCUGAUAAUACCCCUUGUGCUCUCCAAGCGGCUCCAUAGCGUUUUCAUGCUGCGCCUAUUCAACGAUGGAUUUGCGGCUUUCGCUAUGUGGGUUGCUAUCCUCUUGUUUAUGAACAAGAAGUGGACGGCUGGAGUCAUUGUAUGGUCUACCGGUGUUGCGAUCAAGAUGACGCUGCUGCUUCUGGCUCCUGCCAUCGCAGUGGUCUUGGUGCUUAGCUUAUCUCUUGGGCCAAGUAUUCAACUAGGAAUACUUGCAGUGCUCAUCCAGGUCCUACUUGGGAUACCGUUUCUGCAAAACAACCCGAUGGGAUAUAUUUCGAGAGCCUUUGAGCUGACCAGGCAGUUCAUGUUCAAGUGGACAGUCAAUUGGAGGUUUGUUGGAGAAGAACUAUUUCUAUCGCGAAAGUUUUCUCUGGCCCUAUUGGCAUUGCACAUUUUGCUGUUGGGCCUGUUCGCGGUCACAGUAUGGCUAAAGCCGUCUGGAUCAAACCUGCCAAGCUUCCUGCAUAGAUUAAUCCAAGGAUGCCAUCGCACAGUCCCCCUUUCCAAGUCUUUCAUAAUGACGGCAAUGCUGUCAUCCCUUGCGAUUGGUUUGCUGUGCGCGAGAUCCCUGCAUUACCAAUUCUUUGCUUAUCUUGCCUGCACGACACCCUUCCUUCUCUGGCAGGCGGGUUUCCAUCCGAUCCUUGUGUACGUUGUGUGGGCGGCGCAAGAGUGGUCUUGGAACACAUAUCCUAGUACCAACGCGAGUUCUCUAGUCGUGGUCCUCUCACUUACUGCUCAAGUAUUCGGUGUGCUCGGCAACUCAUUCAGUCGCAAGCAUCUGGAUCAGAGCAGCCAGAAAGAACAUCUGCAAUGA